Messenger RNA from Paecilomyces variotii, 1576 nucleotides. Its product is annotated as catabolite repressor. The record is from RefSeq and is a predicted model, not a curated record. Bases 211 to 1479 code for a protein of 422 amino acids. Gene Ontology annotation, molecular function: RNA polymerase II cis-regulatory region sequence-specific DNA binding. The transcript has a single exon. Gene Ontology annotation, cellular component: nucleus; cytoplasm. Lineage: Eukaryota; Fungi; Ascomycota; Eurotiomycetes; Eurotiales; Thermoascaceae.
UUUUAUCUCCCCCCCCCCCCCCCCCCCCAAAGGACCUCGGGAUUUCCGCUGCCUCUUGCGCAAUUGCCUGCCCCAGAUCGACCUCCUUGCUGGGAUCGCUCUGGCAAUUACGUUGAUCGACAGUCAUCGUCUGCGAUCAUCCGCAUUGCGCAGGACAUAUCUACGGCCCUGUCCCGCCGCCACUGUGAAGUCCGCUCCAGGCUCUUUCACAUGCCGUCGCCGGCCUCAGCAGUGGAUUUCUCCAAUCUGCUGAAUCCCCAGGAGUCGUCCCAGGCGGACCGCAUCGAAACUGCUCCAUCCGCUGCAGAACAGAACAACACGACAAUGGCCUCAUCGGUCAGUCUACUACCGCCUCUCAUGAAGGGUGCGCGGCCGGCCACCGAAGAGGUGCGACAGGACCUCCCUCGUCCCUACAAGUGCCCUCUCUGCGAUCGAGCCUUCCACCGUCUCGAGCACCAGACCAGACACAUCCGAACGCAUACGGGCGAGAAGCCUCAUGCCUGCCAGUACCCCGGGUGCACCAAGCGUUUCAGCCGUUCCGACGAGCUGACCCGGCACUCGCGCAUUCACAACAACCCCAACUCGAGAAGGAGUAACAAGGCGCAACACAUCGCGGCCGCUGCGGCCGCUGCUGCAGGCCAGGAGAAUGCCAUCGCGAGCGCUGCGGGCUCGAUGAUGCCUCCUCCCAGCAAGCCCAUCACCAGAUCCGCCCCCGUCUCCCAGGUGGGAUCGCCGGAUGUCUCUCCGCCCCAUUCGUACUCCAGCUAUGCCACGCAUAUGCGCUCGGGUCUGGCUCCCUAUGCUCGCAACUCGGAGCGGGCAUCGUCAGGUAUGGAUAUCAACCUGCUGGCCACGGCCGCAUCACAGGUCGAGCGGGAUGACCACCCCAGCUUCCACCAUCACCACGGCAGCUCUCGUCACCACCACCUCUUUGGCCGUCACCACCACAGCAGUGGUCGCCUCCCGUCUUUGUCUGCCUAUGCUAUCUCCCACAGCAUGAGCCGCUCCCACUCGACCGAGGAUGAGGAUGGCUACGGCCACCGGAUCAAGCGAUCCCGACCGAAUUCGCCGAACUCGACCGCUCCGUCGUCUCCUACCUUCUCGCACGACUCGCUCUCACCGACACCAGAUCACACUCCUCUGGCAACGCCUGCGCACUCUCCGCGCCUAAGACCAUAUGGCUCCAACGACCUGCAUCUGCCGUCGAUCCGGCACCUGUCUCUUCAGCACACUCCCGCGCUGGCCCCCAUGGAACCGUCUCCUGAAGGCCCCAACCUCUACGCGACCAAUCAGCACUCGUACGGCCCCAGCAUCAGUGAUAUCAUGUCGAGACCAGACGGCACGCAGCGAAAACUGCCUGUCCCGCAGGUCCCCAAGGUUGCUGUGCAGGACAUGCUGAACCCAGGUAGUGGGUUCUCCUCCGGUUCCUCAUCCGCAAACGCUUCCAUUGUUGGAGGGGACUUGAACGACCGAUUUUAAAAUGGCCGUUCCCCCCAAAUUCAACAUCAUCACUACUACAAAACUUCACGCAUGCCACGACACGAUUAGACUUGUUUUGCAUUUGGUACUGUUUACG